Messenger RNA from Spodoptera littoralis (African cotton leafworm), 1401 nucleotides. Lineage: Eukaryota; Metazoa; Arthropoda; Insecta; Lepidoptera; Noctuidae. The record is from the annotation of a GenBank genome assembly.
AUGGCAGCAUGUACAAAUACGUUUGGCGCCUUUUCCAGUUACAAAAUUCCCGGCGUAUGCCACCGCUACUACCACGUGAACACAACAGCAGUCCAAUCAGCUGGGCAUCCUCAGAUGGUAAAAGUUGUUCAAAAUACAAAUAAUCAGUCACUUGCUCAACUUAAAAUUAAACCUAAUCCUGUCAAAAUUAUAAAACUGCCAGCAUCAGCUGAAGGAAUCAAUAAGACAUCAGUGUACCGGGCUGUAAAGUUGACUGGAAUCAAAUGUGCAUCAAAGUUUUUACAAGUUGACAAUUUACCAAACUUACAAACAAUUAAGGUUGAACCUAAGGACCCUGAAGAAGAAAAUCAGGUACAACCGGAAUCAUUGUCAGAGCUGAAAUAUAUACAGACUGUGCCAGACCUAAGUACUUUACCAACAAAGUCUGAUAAUUUAGUAACAAGUACUAGCACUGUUAAUAGUUUGUCUCCAGCGAUGUCUCAUGCUUCAAGAAGGAGACAUGAUUCUGAUAAUGAUCCCCCAGCAGAAUACACCACAAAGAGACGUAAGCAUGCAGACAAAGUUGGCAAGGGAUUAAGGCAUUUUUCAAUGAAAGUUUGUGAAAAAGUCAGAAAUAAAGGCUUUACUUCAUACAAUGAAGUUGCAGAUGAAUUAGUGCUUGAAUUUGCAGCAGGGAUGCAUGGUUCAGCAGAUAGCCAACAAUAUGAUCAAAAGAAUAUACGUAGAAGAGUAUAUGAUGCAUUAAAUGUUUUAAUGGCAAUGAAUAUAAUAUCUAAAGAAAAGAAAGAAAUCAGAUGGCUUGGACUACCCACAAAUAGUGUACAGGAAUGUACUGCACUGGAAAAAGAAAAACAGGCUAAGUUAGAGCAAAUACAAAAGAAGACUCAACAAUUACAAGAACUAAUAUUACAGCACAUUUCAUUUAAGAGUUUAAUAGAGAGGAAUAAAGAAGCUGAGAGCAAAGGAGUGAAGCCAUCUCCAUCGUCUGCCAUCCAUUUGCCAUUCAUUGUUGUGAAUACUAGUGAUAAGGCUUUAAUUGACUGCAGUAUUUCUAAUGAUAAGACCGAAUACAUGUUCAACUUCAACAAACGGUUCCAAAUACACGAUGACAUUGAUAUUUUAAAAAGAAUGGGUUUGCUAUUUGGUUUAGAUAAAGGUGAAUGUUCAGAAGAGGACAUAGAAAAGGCAAAGAGUAUGGUUCCAAAAUCUCUAAAGACAUAUGUAGAACAAAUGGGCAGAGGAGUAAUUACAAAAUUGUCGACAAUGCUCGAGGAAGGUGACCUCGAGGACGAAGGUGGUGAAGAGGAUGACGCGAUUGAAGGUGAGGCAGAAGCAGAUGAGGAACAAGAAGAAGCGGAGGGUAAUGAGUACAGCGACGACAGUAGCGAUGUCGACGUGUAG